AUGAAUUUAAGCGCUGCUGUAGGUGCUCUAAUGGACAAACCUUAUGACGAAGCUUAUGAACUCAUAGAAAACAUGGCUCAAAAUCAUUUCCAAUGGGGAGGAGAACAUGCUGCUGUAGAAAAACCAAAUCAGAAAAGCGGAAUGUACAAAGUCAAUGGCAUAGGCCGCAUCAAUGCUAAAGUGGAUGCACUUACUCAAAAGAUUGAAAGCUUGGCCAUAACACCAGCAGCUAUCGUAGCUGCUAUAACACCAAACUGUGAAUUAUGUGGAACCCCUGGGCACACUAAUGUUGAUUGUCAGUUAUUGGCUGGUGUUCCCACCGAUCAAGUAAACUAUGCCCAAGGAAACCCAUAUUCAAACACUUACAAUCCUGGUUGGAGGAACCAUCCAAAUUUUUCCCAUAAAAGUAACAAUGCUUUGUUUCCACCAAACUCAUCACCUGUUAUUCCACCUGGCUAUCAGAAAGGAGCCCCUGUUGCUCCACAAGCACCUAGAAAGUCAAAUUUGGAGAUCAUGAUGGAAAACUUUAUAAAUACCCAAGCUCAACAAAAUAAAUAA
Messenger RNA from Lathyrus oleraceus (garden pea), 558 nucleotides. RefSeq lists its product as uncharacterized. NCBI's taxonomy places the organism in Eukaryota, Viridiplantae, Streptophyta, Magnoliopsida, Fabales, Fabaceae. The record is from RefSeq and is a predicted model, not a curated record. The transcript has a single exon. Bases 1 to 558 code for a protein of 185 amino acids.